Molecule: messenger RNA, 4203 nt
Organism: Labeo rohita (rohu)
Lineage: Eukaryota; Metazoa; Chordata; Actinopteri; Cypriniformes; Cyprinidae
Product: proteinase-activated receptor 4
Exons: 2
Coding region: 187-1266 (359 amino acids)
Biological process (GO): positive regulation of Rho protein signal transduction; blood coagulation; phospholipase C-activating G protein-coupled receptor signaling pathway
Cellular component (GO): membrane
Molecular function (GO): thrombin-activated receptor activity
Source: RefSeq, a predicted model, not a curated record
ACAAACGCUAAGCGGAGUAAUAGAGGAUAAAUGAUAAAGAGGCGCAGUGGACCGGUAGUUUAAAAAACCUGAAAAAACUUUGAACAGCACACCGCUAGAAAAUAAUCUAGACAGGGGAGAGAUUACAUCUUUAAACCUUUAAAAACACUUAUAAGUUUUAUUUAAAGAAACCGGGGGUUCAGCGCCAUGACAUUUUUUGUAUUUCCUCGAGUGCCUUUUCUCUGUCUCCUCAUUUUUCUGAACGUCUCAUCAGCUUCAAAGGCGAACAUUUCCCGGGGGCGAGUCUUUCCUCUGUUUGACGGUAAACUUUUGGACGAGCAUAAGGAGCAGAUCCAGAGUUACAGCUUUACACUAGUGGUUCCUCUUCUCUGCCUCUUUGCCUUUUUGAUUGGAUUUCCGACAAACAUGUUGGCCCUCUGGGUGCUGCUCUUGCGAACCAAGAAGCUCCCAUCUACCAUUUUGCUGAUCAACCUCACCAUCUGCGAUCUUCUGCUACUGCUGGUGCUCCCGUUCCGUAUCGUCUACCAUUUCCUGGGCAACAACUGGACAUUUGGAGAAGCAUUCUGUCGUGUUGUAAUUGGGUUCCUUUAUGGAAACAUGUAUGGCUCAGUGGUUUGUCUGGCACUGAUUGCCAUGGACCGCUACGUAGCUCUCGUUCACCCUUUCGGUGCCAAGACGCUUCGAAGUAACAAGAAUUCUGUCUGUAUGAGUGUUGUAGUUUGGAUAGUGGUUUUAGUUGCUGUUGUGCCCUUGUUAGCCUCACAACAGGCCUAUACGAUAAACAACUCUUCUAUAACAACCUGCCAUGAUGCACUACCUAUAGAACAGCAGAAAAACUACUUCCUGCCGUACUUUGCUACUCUUUUCUCCCUCUGCUUCCUGCUUCCACUGCUGGUUGUGCUGUUCUGCUAUUCUGCAGUGUUACACACCCUUAUGGCUGAAGGGCAGCGUUUUGCUCAUGCGAUUAUAGUGACUGCCCUGAUGUUAAUGGUUUUUGUGGUGUUCUUGUUACCAAGUAACAUUCUCCUGCUUUUGCAUUACGCCACAUCAAACUUUAACCUUUAUGUUCCUUACCAGAUCGCUUUGUCUUUCAGCACCUUCAACAGCUGCAUCGAUCCUUUCAUCUUUUAUUAUGUGUCUAAGGAUUUCAGAAAGAAGUUAUGGCAGGCUCUCAGAUGUUCUGGGUCUGAUUCAGAGUCCUCCUCGGUAUCUAGGACAAAGAUGACCUUGUUAUCAAAGAUGAGCAGGACUGAAGGAGCAGCUUGAUCAUGAGGUUAGCAUGACAGGCAUGCAAAUCAGGGGAUAUUAUACAACACAAAAAAUGUUAGGGCGUAUUGAACGAUUGAACUACUAAUAUAGAUUCUGUCUCUGUCUACCCAUUUGUCAGUCUGCCUAUCCGUGUAUAUAACUUAAAAUUAGUUUCAUUUGCACAGGAAAAUCUGGCAGGAAAAGAUACUAAUUCAUUUCCUCCUUAUUUCCUUUAGUCAUUAGUGAUACAGGAGACAAAUAGAUAUAUUUAUAAACAUUUAAAAAGGCAAGGCAACAUGCAACAGUAGUCAAGCUUUCAGGCUUUUUGCAUUAUGGCUCAAUACAUGUUGGCAUCUAAAAUCUGAAUGUGUUGAAUGUAGGGGUUUAACAGUACACAGAUGUCACGGUUCGAUAUGGUUUCGGUACAACAGGAAGAAAAACAACAAAUCUACUAUGCUUGCUAUGCUAAGUUUCUUUUCAUUUAUUUUGAACAGACAGUACAAACGUAGCCUAUAAGUGCUGAGUUUCAGUUCUGUGACAGAAUAGAAACUCAAAUGGCAGAAAGUGAUAUCAUAUUUGUUUUCUUUAAUGUACAAAAGACCUUUUACAAUGAUGCAUUAUUAUUAAGACAAUACAUGACAGAGUUUUAAGUUGAUUUUGCUGGUACAAGGAAACAGCUGAAGUAAACGCGCCGGCGCACACACACAAAACAUAUCAGUUCCAGGCUUCCAGCAUUGCUAACUUGAUUGUUUCAUCGUUGGAACGCCACUGAAGUACAAAGCCUAUAAUUUACAUACUAAAUAAUAGUUUUGCAUCGCAAAUAUGGAAAUAUUAUGGAAUAUUUGGAUUUGUGCCGAAUGAGAUAGGUAGGAUACAUGAGCACAAAGCUCCAUUUCGCAAACAGUUGAAUACGCAAGAGAGACGAGUUCAGAAUCAGCACAUGAUCACUGUCUAGUGGACUUUAUUUUCAAGUGCACAAUGGCAUGGACUACUUGCACAACUACUUCCGCGUUCUACUUGUUUCGGCUCGGGAGUUUCCGGUUAGCGUUCAGCUCACCUACAUACAGACAGUUUCUAAUGAGGACGCAGAUUAUUACUACAAUUUAGGGCUGCCAUUUCUUUAAAAAAACAAUUUAUCAUAUUUUCUGCGUUAACAUGAAUCAUAUUCAACCUGCUGAAAGGUUACUAUAAUAGUAAAGGUUACUAUUUCCCCACUAACCCAUUCUCAUGAACAGCAUUUUUCUUUUAUUGAUCAUAAUUCAUACCUGAUGAAUGUACAGUUUUAAUUGAGUUUGAAUGAUAAACAUCUUUACGAAAAUUAACCAUAGUUUUACUAUAGUAAAAGUGGCAUGUUUUUCCAUUUGUAUUCAACACUUUUUCUACAAAUAACCUACCAUCGUUAAACUAUGGACAUUGUAGUAAAACCCUAGUUAAUUUGUUGUUAUAUGAUUUAACUUCAAUUGCAAUUUUUGGUUUUAUUUAAAAAGAAAGCCAAACCAUGGCUAAUUUGUUUGUGUGCAUUGGUGCUCUUUUUCCGAGCCCAUUCUGCUUAUUCCAUUGUUUAAAAUGGCUGAAUGAAUGUGAGGUAACUGCCUUAUUUAACAAUGUUAAACAUUUAAAUAAUUUAUAACAAUAACAUGUUGACAGUGUGACUAUUGAAUACUCAUAUUUUGGCAUUAGACUACAUACAGUCAAAUGAUGACAGAAUAUGACACAGAAUAGUGACUAAAAUAUUUAAUACAGAUAAAUAAAUAAUUUCAUUAUGAUCUUAUUCAUCAGAUCUCACAAACUGCAGCGUCACGAUUAGGCCACUAUAGAGCACUGACCCUGUGGUGAACAAUCUUUCUCAGAUCGGUUUAUGUUGGAUUAAAACUUUACAUUCCCUUGAGUUUGGAAAAUUCUGUACUGAGUAUUCAUCAGAAUAUGUCUUCUCCUGUCUCUGAAAUUUCCAAAUUUGAAAUCAUCCCUCGAAAUCUCAUUUUAUUAGGCGUUUAAGUCAACUAGAUGAUUACAGCACACUGAAAAUGUACAUAACCGGAAAUAACAGAGCCGUACGGUUUCAAAACGGAAGUGCGUCACGAGGCUCAGUGCAAGUAGUCCAUUCGCUGUUCUUCUGCUGGCGGUUAUCAAUCAGCGUUGCAUUACUGCGGGUGCCCCCCCUUUGAAUGGCUUGUAUUCGUUGUAAGGCCUCAUGCACCGAACCGAGAUGUCUGUACCGUGACGGUUCUGUAAAAAUACAUGUAUCGUUACACCCCUAGUUGAAUGCUGUUUUCAACGAUACACAAGAUGACUCAGAUGUCUCAGUGGCCUAAAGUUGACUGCUAGAUUAAUACUGGUCUUCAUGUAGUGAUCCAACAAAACCCAAAAAACUCUGUUUGUAGUGUGAGUACGAACUAGCGUUAGAGCUUCUGUCUUAAAUUUCCUUAUUAUUAUAUUAUAUUAUAGUACACAAUAAUGAAGGAUGCGACUGUUGAUAUAAAAAUGUGGAAUAUCCAAUUAAUUUAAUUGAACUGUGAACUAAAAUCUGAGAUCGAACAAUGGAUGGUAAAAUGUAAUGUACAUUUCAGCCAUGUAAUAUACAGUAUAGUGGAAAUGUGUAUCGUAUUAAUUAUUGGGCCUUUUUUGAGCCUGUUCUUGCAAUAGAAGCAUGUAUGAAAAAUAAUCUUUGUGUAUGUGAAUGAGUGUAAGUAUUAAGUACUGAACCAUAUCAAAUCCACAAUGUCUAUCUCUUAUGUCAAGAACUGAUGAUUGCUUUUUUAAUUGCUUGUUGUUAAUUUUAAUAUUAGCUCUGUACAUGACAAUCAAAUAUAUAGUAUAUUUGAACAGUAUGUUGUUUAAUAAUGUAAAAGCUGACAAAUGUAUUUUUGUAAGAUGAUUUGCUUGAAAAGUAUUCCUCUCUUCCAUUACAUCUACUUGGCAAAAUUAAAAUUUAAUGUACUGACUACACAAUAUUUU